UCCAAUGCACGCGCUGCUGUGCUUAGAGCCAGCGCGGACGGGCGCGCCGGCGGUGUGCGCAGCGUUGAAUCCGAGAACGACCCAACGACGGAGACGCCGGUGACGUCUCCGCCUGUUGCUGCUUGUUCGACGUCGAAGUCGCCAACCCGUGAGGGACUGUACGCGAACGACGUCCUAGCCGAAGCAAGUUCACCUCUUCUCUCUGGCGCUCCCUGUUGCGUCGUUGAGUUUGCCGCCGCCGCCGCUGCUGCAACAGGUGCGGCCGCCACUGGCAGCGACAACGGCCACCGGAGUUACGACGCGAUUACGUUGAGGAGUCAGCUGACGAACCUGCGCCGCAGUUCCUGCUACCGUUGUGGAUUCCCCGGAUCUGCUAUGCUUCUGGUGCCUCCCCGGUGAGACGAGUGCGGGCCGCCCAACGGAGACCCCGGGUUUGGCGGCGUGUUUUUCCUGAGGACUAUGCACUAUCGCCGCUAUGCUUACAACUAUGACACGGCCGACCUGUUGGCGACGCCCGGCGUGCCGUGGCAAGCCAUCUGCCGCAGCAAGAUGUGCGUCAAGACGUUCUUCUUCGCCACGGCCACUUUCCUGCUGGGCAUGGUGUUUCUGGUCACCAUGCGCCUCUCGCUACACGAUCAGCGGGUCACCGUCGACGACUACGACCUGCCGCCGUCGCUGGACGGGUGGAAGGUGCAGGCGUUGUGCCAGGGACCCCCGCUGGACGUUCUAUUUUUCGUGCACACCGCCUCCGAGCAUACGUCCCAUCGACAGUUCCUUCGCGACACCCUCGGCGAUCCGAUGGUUAGCGAGCAGCUCAACUCCGCCAUGGUCUUCUUCGUGGGCCAGUCCAAGAACCUCACUGUGCGUCGCGCCAUCCAAGAAGAGGCCCGCAGUGUCGGUGACGUGGUCGUGUUCCCGUUCGUGGACACGUACCGCAACCUGACCUACAAGUUCGUCUACGGGCUCAAGUGGGCCAACGACAACUGCCGCGAGUCGGUGCGAUUCGUGGUGAAAAUCGACGAUGACGCUCUGGUCAACGUGUUCCUGCUCGCCGACUACCUCAAGAACAUCACCGGCCCCACCGCGGAAACCAGCGUCCACUGCCUCGCCUGGAAGCGGACGCCCGUUGUGCGCAACCGCAGGUCUAAGUGGUACGUCACCCGUCAGGAGUACGCGGCCCGUACGUACCCCACCUACUGUGGCGGUCUGGGAUUCAUCCUGCCCGUGCGCACGCUGCCCAUGCUCUUCAACGCGUCGCGACAAGCGAGCUUCCUCUGGAUAGACGACGUCUACUCGACGGGUAUCCUGGCCAAGGUGGCCGGCGUGGGUCACGUACAACUGCGUCAGUACUACGACCUCUUUCCGAACGAGACGGCGCCCACAGUUAGGCCUAGGGCCAUGUUCACCCACCUGGGAACGGCCAGCAUCGUCGAACAUCGGUACAGGCUGUGGGACGAUAUAAUGCAGAUGCACAACACGAGUUCGAGAUCAGAAGGGUCGGGCGGAUAGUGCCUGAGGAGUUCCUUACCCAACUAAUUAAUUCGCGCCCGGCUUUUGGGUCUGAACUGCGCCUAGGGCGAAAGCCCGAGCCCGGCAAGUGAGAACCCGGACUCCCCGGAACAGUCUAGUCUGGAGCUUCACGUCGGGGCACAAUGGUUCUCAGUGUUCACUGAGGCUGUACUCCGUGAUCGGUAUCGCAGGUCAAACGUCUCCGAUCACCGCUUCUGGGAAGAUGCAGAGAGAGUUCAACGGUAGGUUCCUAAACAAGUGAGAGGCCAGCGACAACGCCUCGGCAACGCUGCGCAGCAGCAUGCUUCGACGUCCGUGCUCCCCAAAGCCGUGAAUGGUGCCCGUUUGUGUGCUGUACGUGUGCCUAAUAUAAGCAGCGUCGUAGAGACGUUUAUUCACCGAACUACCCCGAUGAAUUUUUCUGCCGUCGCACCGUGUGCAGUGCUGUGUGUUGCAGUGCUUACACCUGUUACGCCAAUCUAACGAAUGUUCCGGUUACAAGCUAAGUGCUGAAGACAAUGACCGCUUGAUGAUUCUUGCGAUGCGCGGUUCCUGUGGAUUGUUCCUUUCGUGGUACCCAAAGAAAGUCAACGGGGUGGGACUUUGUAGCCAUGGUCACAAGCUGCGUAAACGCAUCCUUGCAUAUAUGUGUGUGUAUGUGUUUCGCGCUCCAAAGCGUUGUGACUUUACGCGUUGCUGUGGUCUCGUCGUGAUGCAUUCUGUGCUGUGUGAAUAGUGCCCAGCACGUCGCAUCUCAUCCUGUCGAAGUUUGCAGCACAGCGAGGCACUGGUUUUGCACGACGCGAAGUGCUUGCAAAGAGUCAGCUGAGCUUCUCAGCGUUAAUACCGAAUUGUCAAUUCGCGAUCAAGCCCACCGCCUAUAUAUUACUACGUUUUUACGCAAAGCAUCGCGAAUCAUUUACGAGUCUACACACGCAAAGCGUGUUAAGUUAAUGUCUCGUGAACGUUGGUUGUUCAUUUCGUAAAUGUAGCGCAGAUAUUUAUACGCCCGUACGUUAUAGUAUUUUGUUCAUUACCAUUUUAUGAGAGUCUACUUGAAACGUCGCUCGAAGAGCCCUACUAUGUCCGCAUAAAAAUAUUUUACGCUUUCCCAGGCAUUUUGAAAAUGUUCGGUUUAUCCUUGUGACUGUUGUCUAUCCUCUUGUUGCAGAAGCCUUGCUAAUCUGAAAAUCGAACGUCAAGGCAACGUGGUUGAUCUCGAUCCAAUAAGCCUAGUCGGCACAUUUCCUAGUCAUGGAUGCACAACGGGUUACAAUAUUUACGAAAAGUGCAGCAGGGCAUUUCGUAUACACUUUUUUAAGGGAACAGAGCUGCAAACCGUCUGUAUUGUUUCUUCAUAACAGCGAUGGUAGUCAGUCAUUCCUCUUAUUAAGGUCACCUGCAAUGAAAUUUCAGUUUGGCUAAGUUUGCUAACAAUGGUCAAAGUGAAUACUGCUGAAAAAAACAUUGGCGAAAUUCAAGGGUUGCGGCUGUUAAAUAGCGCCUAAACCGACGGCGCGUGCAGUUGAGAUGACUGUUGGACGUGACGUAAGUUCUGGCACGUGGCAUCUGAGCUAAUCAGGCUCCUAGGUACGGCCUUCAAGAUGCUCAGCUCAUCGCGGGCCCCUCCUAUAAUCUCGGAGGUCAUGCCGCGCAACUGAUCAGUCAGGCACGCUUCUCAACGACCUGGUUUGUGUCGUUAAGGGACAUGCCGCGAUGUUUUUCAGUUUGGCUAUUGAAAUCUUCGUAUAUAGCUUGGUCCUUGAGACGCAUCCGUUAUUGCAUUGCAAUCUUAAAGUUUUGAACUGCAUACGCCAUAUCGACGCCAUUUUGAACACGGAUUUUUAUGCGGUAUGAAACUUAGUUGCAGUUGGCCGUUGAUAACUUCAUGACCAUGUCUUUUUUGUCGAAUUUGAAGAGUGCCUCUAAAGAGCUAGGCGAUUAAGCUGGCGUUACAGCAGUGUUGAAGCGUCGAAUGAGUUUGAUGUCAUCUAAUAAAGUAUAUUUUUAUUUUUA
Rhipicephalus sanguineus (brown dog tick) is the source of this 3525-nucleotide messenger RNA. Its product is annotated as beta-1,3-galactosyltransferase 1. Bases 460 to 1509 code for a protein of 349 amino acids. Gene Ontology annotation, molecular function: hexosyltransferase activity. The record is from RefSeq and is a predicted model, not a curated record. Gene Ontology annotation, cellular component: membrane. The transcript has 4 exons. Lineage: Eukaryota; Metazoa; Arthropoda; Arachnida; Ixodida; Ixodidae.